GCGAAUGGGAUAGUGAUGGACUAUUGCGGCUCCUAUCUGAAGAGGCAGAGGCACGACAGUGAGCAGUCGUCCCCAGGCUGCAGCCUGGAGUACACAGACCUAGAGGCUGCAGAGGCUCUGGUCUGCAUGAGCUCUUGGGGCCAACACCGCCCCAACCCCUGCAAACCCAGACCCCUUACACCUGCCUCGGACUCCUGCGACUCCCUCUUGCCUCCGGACCCACCGGAGCCCCCCAAGGACUUUGUCUCGCUCUCCUCCCUGGUAAGAGUGCAUCCUCUAUGGGCAACCAUAACCACCACACAUCCCAAAACAACCAUCACACAUAAACAUCUGUGAGUCCCAGCUUUGACUUACUGUGUAAACCAGCGUGUCUUUAUCUCAGGUUGGUGUGUUUGCUAAAAACUUUGCAUGGUUUAUAGGUGUUGGAGGGGUUAGGGAGGUUUCUGCACAGGUUGCAGGAAAGAGAUGAGGAGAUAGGGCCUGAUAGGCGGUUUGAACUUCACCCAGUGCUCAUCUCUCUCAGCUGCUGGUUGUAAAAAUCACUGUUUUACAGCCACCCAGCUCGAAGUACCCAUUAGUGUAGUGUGUAUGCGUGCCUACUGUGGCCACUUAUCUCUCCUAACAGCUGCAUUAAACCUCCAUUUUGAAACAGAACACACCCAACCUAGGACUUCUGUAUUAGAACACCAUAGUGGUUCUUUGUUCUACUUCAUAGUAUGGCGCACACACACUAAUUCUGUCUUUUUUUCUUUGGUUUCCAGUGUAUGACACCCCCUCACAGCCCCAGCUUUGCUGAAACCUCCACCAGCACUGCCAUCCACACCAGCACCUCUCCUCUGAGCCGGCCCAGCUCCAGCCUCUCUGUAAGGGUCUGUGGGGUCCCACGAUCGCCCAUGGCCUCCAUUGCCGAGUCCCCAACCACCGGAAAGACCCCACCACCGGCACCCUGCCGAGCCAUGGUAACCAGCGUCAUCCGCCACACCGCAGACACACACCCCUGCGAGCAAAUUCCAGCACCCCCCACAGAGCAACAGAGGGUCUCAGAGCUGGUGGUCCAUCAACAGCACACAGUAAAGACUGAACAGAAGAGCAAACCUCCAUCUGCCCCCUUCACACCCAACCUCGCCCUCCUCUCUUCCUGUAGGGAACAGCCAGUCAUGACUGAGAAGGAAGAGGUAAAGGUUAUCCACUGUAAGAAGAGGCCCUCCCCUCCUCCCGCUAACGCCCAAUCACAAAACAGCCCGCCCACAUGCCUCUCCCCACCCCCCACCUCCAGCCCUCCAAUCAUCUGCCAGAUGUUCCCGGUGAGCAGCCAAUCGGGGAUGAUCUCGGCAUUCAUCCAGGGCCCGAUGCAGACCUCCAGGACCCCCACGUCCAUCCUGCCCCAGUCUGGCCCUCGAGGGGCCCUCCAGCAGCCCUUCCUCAUGGGCCAGGCUAUGCCCCAGGGUACGGUGAUGCUGGUUCUCCCCCAGUCCCACGUCUCUCAGGCCCCCCACUGCUCCCCACAGACUGUCAUGACCCUGGGCCACACCAAGCUGCUACCUCUGGCCCCCGCCCCGGUCUACGUGCCUGCCGGACCCUGCGGCGCCACCAAGAUGGACUUCUCCCGCCGGAGGAACUAUGUGUGCAACUUCCCCGGCUGCAGGAAGACUUACUUCAAGAGCUCCCACCUCAAGGCACACCUCCGAACACACACAGGUAAGAGAGAGUUCACAGUGCUUCUCAUGGAUGAGUGGGAGUAAGAGAGAAAGAACUUGACAUUUAAGGGGAUUAAAUAUUAGGAUCUUGAUUGUGUGUCACGAUUUUAACUGAAGAGUAUAAGGUCAUUUAUCUGACUCAAAACAUGUUGGGGUUUGUUGGUGACUAAAUUAUAAUGACUUGCUCACUUACUCUCUCUCAGGUGAGAAGCCCUUCAGUUGCAGUUGGGAGGGCUGCGACAAGAAGUUUGCGCGCUCUGACGAGCUCUCGCGCCACCGGCGGACCCACACGGGCGAGAAGAAGUUUGUGUGCCCCGUGUGCGACCGGCGCUUUAUGCGCAGCGACCACCUGACCAAACAUGCCCGCCGUCACAUGACCACCAAGAAGACACCCUCCUGGCAGGCCGAGGUGCGCUGCCCCAACAAAAUGUCCGCUCCCAAGCCGCUGCCAUCAAACCCUGCCUCACUUUCCCUCAGUAUGCUGGUACCUGCCUUAAACUAG
Coregonus sp. 'balchen' is the source of this 2199-nucleotide messenger RNA. Lineage: Eukaryota; Metazoa; Chordata; Actinopteri; Salmoniformes; Salmonidae. The record is from the annotation of a GenBank genome assembly.